Pezoporus flaviventris is the source of this 1980-nucleotide messenger RNA. It is a transcript of the gene OC90, whose product is annotated as otoconin 90. Gene Ontology annotation, biological process: arachidonate secretion; phospholipid metabolic process; lipid catabolic process. Gene Ontology annotation, molecular function: phospholipid binding; calcium ion binding. Gene Ontology annotation, cellular component: extracellular matrix. Lineage: Eukaryota; Metazoa; Chordata; Aves; Psittaciformes; Psittacidae. The record is from RefSeq and is a predicted model, not a curated record. Bases 1 to 1608 code for a protein of 535 amino acids. The transcript has 14 exons.
AUGAGGUCUACUGCCCGAGCGUGCUCACGGGGACAGAAUCGGAAGGAUUCUGAUGGUGGCCAAGGAUUGGAGAAGCCAGCAUUCCUGCCAGAGCUUCUUGACACUCCUGAAAGAAUCCUGAACAAUGCCACAUUCUUCAAUGGAGUCUUUCAAAAUGUGGAAAGUGUUGCAUUAUUUUUUGACUGCCUGGGUUCUCACUUCACCUGGUUACAGUCCAUCUUCACGAACUUCCCUGCCCUGCUCAACUUUGUGAACAGAAUGAAGUGUGUUACUGGGCUUUGUCCCAGGGACUUCGAAGACUAUGGUUGCUCUUGCCGGUUUGAGAUGGAAGGACUCCCUGUGGAUGAAGCUGAUGAAUGCUGUUUCCAGCACCGGAAAUGCUAUGAGGAAGCGAUGGAGAUGGAGUGCACGUGGGACCCAUCAAAGGUUCCUACAGAUGUCAGCUGCUCUACUGAAAACCUGACCUGUGAUUCUGGGGAUCCCUGUGAACAGCUCCUCUGCAACUGUGACAAAGAUGCCGUUGAAUGCUUGGCGAAGGCACAUAUUAACUCCUCCUUGAAUGGGCUGGAUAUUUCCUUUUGUCUACCUCUGGUUACAGAAACCACCAGCAAAAGAGAGCUGACAACACUUCAUACAAAGGACUUACUUCGUCUUGGGACUGAUGGAACACAGCCUGCGACUGCAUCCAUGGAAGAAGUGAACUCCUUUGAGCCCAGUGAGAUGGCCCUGGGGACUUCCAGAGCCAGAGAGGAAGAUGGAUUUAUGGAAGCUGCAGUGUCAGUGGAAGAGAUAACCACGACCCCAGCCUCGUUCCCAGCAGGUCUUAACUCACUGCAAGUCAAAAUGGUUCCCACAGAGAAGAUUCCUGCAGCCAUAUCUGCAAGGACAAAGGAAGAGGGCAAGUUGUUAUCUCCAGAGACAAGCCCUGCAAGGGGUGGCCAAAGCCCAACUUCUUCUGGAAUAGCUCUGGAGCUGGUACUGUCUGACAGGAGAGCCAGUGAACCUGCAGGAAAGGUAUGUGAGCGAUUAACCUUUCUGCAAGAGAGAGGAAAUGGAAGAGCAAAGAGGGAGCUGCCCCAGCUAGGAGAAAUGCUGUUCUGUUUAACUGAGCGAUGCCCAGAGGAAUUUGAGUCUUAUGGUUGCUACUGUGGCCAAGAAGGGAGAGGUUAUCCUACUGAUGCACUGGACAGGUGCUGCUUCUCUCAUCACUGUUGUAUAGAACAAGUUAUGAAACUUGGAUGUCAUGCAGAAAGAAGUUCAAGAUCUGAAGUUGUGUGUUUCGAUCAUAAGCCAAACUGUGUUGGUUGGAGCAUGUGUGAGAAACUACUAUGCACUUGUGAUAAGACAGCCGCCGAGUGCAUGGCUUCUGCCUUCUUCAAUGAAAGCCUUAAGCUUCCACACAGGCAAGAGUGCCAAGAGGAGAAAAUCUCAUGUCAAAGUGACCCUUAUGAAAGGCCUUCAACAGGCACAGGAACAGGCACAGGGAUUUCCAGCUCCGAGGAGAGCAGUGAGGAGGAAGGCCCACUGGGGAGCGUAUUAAGAAGAGCAAAGAGAGAUACACACCAUCACAUUGGAAACUCCAGAGCUGUGCAACAUGAAGGCAGAUAACCAACUACCACUAUACACUUGAGGAACAACAUGGAUACAUUCACAGUUGGUCACUGCAUACCUUGCUCCUUCUUAUCACUCCAGUGCCUGCCUUACACUUUCCAGCACACAAGUGACAUAAUCAUAGACUAAGUAUUAGAUGUUAGGCUGUAUACCUUCUUACCAUAGUGAGGUCAGCGCUAUGGAUCACCUACUUAGGUCAGAUGUUUAAAUGUGUAAAUGAUUAUUUCACACUAUUCUGUAUAAUUUGAUUUCUAUACGUAAAAACUGCUGUGAUCAAAGACUGAUUCUGCUAACUGCGUAGUUGGUUCAGACUGGAUCUUGCUUAUGGUGGCUAAAUAUUUCAGGUUCUUAAUUAAACCAAUCUGCAAC